Messenger RNA from Taeniopygia guttata (zebra finch), 3065 nucleotides. Lineage: Eukaryota; Metazoa; Chordata; Aves; Passeriformes; Estrildidae. The record is from RefSeq and is a predicted model, not a curated record.
UGUAACCGCACCAUUGCUGGCCUUUCUUGAGAGCACCCCCGGGAGCCCGGGGGGCGCGACCCCCGGGCCCGGGCCGGGGCAGCUUGCCAUGGCCGACCCCAGCCACAUCCAGUCGGCCGCCUCCAAGAGCAUCCGUCCCUUCCGCUCCAGCGAGGAGUACCUGGAGGCCAUGAAGGAGGACCUGGCCGAGUGGUUCAACACCCUCUACGACCUGGACAUCCAGGUGGACACCUUCCUGGAGAGCCUGGAGACGGGCUGUCACCUCUGCCGCCACGCCAACAACGUCAACCGCACCGCCCUGGACUUCCAGGAGCGGCACCCCGAGGCGGCCGCCCGCAUGCGAGUGCCCCAGAACGAGGUGGUCUUCCAGGCCAAGAACGUGGUGCCCGGCUCCUUCAUCGCCCGGGAUAACGUCUCCAACUUCAUCCAGUGGUGCCGGCAGGACCUGGGCAUCCAGGACGUGCUGAUGUUCGAGACCAACGACUUGGUGCUGAAAAAGAACGAGAAGAACUUUGUCCUCUGCCUGCUGGAGGUGGCCAGGAGGGGCUCCAAGUUUGGGAUGCUGGCGCCCAUGCUGAUCCAAAUGGAGGAGGAGAUCGAGGAGGAGAUGAGGGACCAAAUGGCCGACGGCGCGCUGGGCACGCGCCGGGAGAGCCGGGACCCCCAGGCGGGCGCCUACCCCGGCCGGGCCCGGCCCAUCACCCUGGGCGACCUCAAGAACCUGGACGAGCUGGUGAGACACGCGCUCCCCUGGGAGCCCUGUGCCUGGGUGCGGGAGAUCCUGGGCUGCUGCUCCUGCCCCUCGCAGUUCCCCAUGGUCAAGGUCUCGGAAGGGAAGUACAAAGUGGGCGACUCCAACACGCUCAUCUUCGUCCGGGUGCUGCGGAGCCACGUCAUGGUGCGCGUGGGCGGCGGCUGGGACACGCUGGAACAUUACCUGGACAAGCACGACCCAUGUCGCUGUGCUGCCCUCUCUCACCGCCUGCCCCAGCCCCGCGCCCCGGGCCUGUCCCCCCAAAAAGCAGCUCCCGGCACCUCCUCGUCCCGCGCCUCCAGCCCCAGCACCCCCCGGCGCCCCCGGCCCCCUCCAGCCGGGGUGGAACGGAGCCCCCAGCCCCGGGGGGACCCCCCGAAACCCCCCAAGCAGGAGGGCUUGCCCCCCCGAGGGGGAGCCCCCCUCCGCCCCGGCAGCCCCGCCAGGAGCCCCGCGGAGCCGCGGGGAGCGGGGACACUCAGGCCCCGCACUCCCGCUCGCUCCCGGCGCUGCUCCGGUGACAGCGACUCCUCGACCGCCCCGGCGCAGAGCGGCCCCCGCCGCCCCCCGGCCCGCCGGGACCCCGCGGAGCCCCCGGCCCCGGGCUCGCCCCGCGCCUCCCGCAGCCCCGGGCGCGGCCCCGCGCCGCUGCUGCUCAUCCGCCGCCGGCCCGACGGGCAGCACUCGUGGGCACGGCCCGACGGGCAGCACUCGUGGGCACGGCCCGACGGGCAGCACUCGUGGGCACGGCCCGACGGGCAGCACUCGUGGGCACGGCCCGAGUCCCCCGCGGGGAGCCCCGGGGCGCGGCGGGACCCCCGGCCCGGCCCCGGGGACCCCGAGGAGCUGGCGCGGAGGCUGCGGGCACCGCGCUGGCUGGAGCCCGGGCAGGAGCAGCGGCUGUUCCAGCGGCUGGAGGAGGAAUUCCUGGCCAACACGCGGCUGCUGGAGCAGCUGGGGGACACCGAGAGCCCCCCCCCCGCGCCCCCCGCCACCGCUGACUCGGCCUAUUGCUCCUCCUCAUCCUCCUCUUCCUCCCUGAACGUCUUCGCCAAGCACGGGCUGCCCGCCGAGGACGGGCGGCGGGGCGGCGGCAGCGACGGGAACAACGACGGGAACAGCACCGGGAAUAACGGCGGGUGCCCCCCGCUGCCGUCCAACCCCACCCUGGCGGAUGCGAGGCGCCGCUCCACCUUCUCCAGCUCCUCCGACGAGAGCUGCUGCUUCCCGGCCUCCUGGGACAACCGGGACACCGCGGGGAACGCCGGCUCCGACACCGACUGGGCCACCGGGGACGACGAGCUGCUGGAGACGGAGGAGAGCCCCGGGCCGGGGGUCCCCGCGGCCCCACCGCGGCCCUGGGCCAAGCCCCGGCUGGACACGCAGCCCCACAAGACGCCCUCCCGGAUCCCCACGCCCCGGGGGUACGGGGCAGGCGCCCAGCGGGCCCCCAACGGCAGCCCCAGGGCCUGGGGGGCUCUGCAGAGCAUCCCCUCCCUCCUGGAGAACCCCUGGGCCCCGCGGGAGCGCCAGGGGCUGGAGGAGAACGCGUGGCCCUGAGGGGUGAUGGCCGUGGCAGCUCCUGGCAGCCCCUGGGGACAUCCCCGAGCUGCUGGGCAGAGUGGAGGUGGCACCUGAGUGAUGGGCACAGAGCUGGGGUGGACAGGACCUCUGCACUUGGUGACUGUUGGCAUUGGGGUGGGCCCUGCAAGGAGCCCCCAGCCGGGCCCAGGGGUGCCAGGGUGUCCCCAGGCCCUGGGAGCAGCUCCACAGGAGGGGCCAGCGUGUGCUCCGGGCAGUGGUGGCCAGAGCAGAGCUGGGAAUGGGGCUGGAGAACACCCAGUUCUUCUCUUCUUGGGCUCUUCAUCUCUCCUCAGUCUUCUCCGCUUGUUUUCUUUAUCUUAACCUUCUCUUCUUCUCCUCCUUUUCUUGCUAUUCUUGUCAUCCUCCUCCUCACCUUCUCUCUCCUCUCUUCUUUUGGGCUGCCUCCUCCUUCUCUUGUCUUCUCUCCUCUUGGCUUUCACAUCCUUUUCCCUCAUCAUCUUCUCCUCUUGACAUUCCCCUCUUUUCUUCAUGGCCUCAUCAUCGCUGCCUUGGCCACUUUCACCUCUCCACCCCUGAGAUGACUCGGGACGUGCAGUUUGUCACCACAAGCCCUGUUUCAGGGCAGGAGGAGGUCCCCAGCCCCCAGCUGGCCACAGCACGGCUCACAGCUCGUGUUGAUGUCCCCAGGGUGGGACAGGGCUGUGCCCCCAGCCCAGGCCCCCACCCCUGCAUGUCCUCUCCAGCCAGUAAAGACCACCGGAGCUGA